GACGGUCCUUUGCAUCGCUCGAUCUGCGCCAUGUCUACACUCACUCCUAUGCAUUCUCCAAGGGUAAAGCGCAAGCCAUCAACACGCAGACCUCGUGCUCCCUCGCAUCUUCCUCCAGUGCAAACACAAGAAACCCACGAUGCCGCCCUCCAUGCCAUCCGCACCCUGCUCAAAGGACGGACCUCAUACGAUGCAUUUCCUGUUAGCUUCAGACUCAUCGUGCUCGAUACCAAGCUCAACGUAAAGAAGGCCUUACAGUGUCUGCUACUGAACGGUGUCGUAUCCGCUCCACUAUGGAACAGCGACAAAUCAAAAUUCGCUGGAAUGUUAACCGUACUUGACAUAAUACAUCUCAUCCAAUACUAUUACUACACCGCAAAUUACGAUAGCGCUGCGGCUGACGUAGAAACAUUCCGCUUAGAGUCAUUAAGAGAAAUCGAAAAGAGUCUUGGAGUAGCGACCCCACCACUUCUCCGAGAACACCCCAAUAGCACGCUAUACGAUGCCGCGAAACUCCUCAUCCAGACACAUGCACGGCGACUACCACUGCUAGACAACGAUUCAGAAACUGGCCAGGAAGUCAUCGUCUCCGUCCUGACGCAAUAUAGGCUACUCAAAUUUAUUUCCAUUAACUGUACCAAGGAGAUACACCAACUUCACUUGUCUCUACGAAAACUCAAAAUCGGGACAUAUGUAUCCUCUACAAUACCCCCGUCAGAUUCUCCAGACGGUCAAAACCCAUAUUGGCCAAUUGCCACCGCAACACUCGAUACACCCGUCUUCGAUGUUGUUCAUAUGUUUUCUGAGCGUGCAAUAUCAGCGGUGCCAAUUAUUGAUGAUGAAGGUGUCGUUGUAAAUCUCUACGAGACUGUCGAUGUGAUUACUCUCGUCCGCCUCGGUGUUUAUCAAUCUCUCGACCUCACGAUAUCUGAGGCAUUGAAUCAGCGCUCACCCGAUUUCCCCGGUGUGGUCAUCUGCACGGCUUCUGACUCUCUCGGAACUUUGUUGGAAUUGAUCAAGAAGCGGAGAGUCCACAGGCUAGUAGUCGUUGAAGGCGAUGAGGAAGAGAAAAAAGGUGGAAAGAAGGGGCGAUUACUAGGCAUCAUCACCCUUAGUGACGUUUUACGAUAUGUCAUCGGCCAAGUGGGGAUUGGUGAAGUAGCCGAGCCCGUAGAAGAGAAUGCGUCUCCAUCCCAAGCACGAAAGCAAUCAUAGAACCCUUCCAAUCUUGAUAUCUUGUCAGUCUGUACUUCAUAUAUUGUAAUUGUAUGUCAGCUUUGUGUGUAUGUUAUGUCCGCUAUACUGUGCUACUUGAUUUGGGAUAUCAAGCAUGUCGUGCAUCAUUACAAAGUUGUAUUUCAGUG
Messenger RNA from Serpula lacrymans var. lacrymans S7.9, 1364 nucleotides. RefSeq lists its product as uncharacterized. The record is from RefSeq and is a predicted model, not a curated record. NCBI's taxonomy places the organism in Eukaryota, Fungi, Basidiomycota, Agaricomycetes, Boletales, Serpulaceae. Bases 31 to 1215 code for a protein of 394 amino acids. The transcript is spliced from 6 exons.